AUGUUCAAGCUUAUCGCUCUGAUUGCCUGCCUUGCCGUGGUUGCAUCGGCCUUUGAGGACUAUCACAGCUAUCCCAAGUACAAGUACGAAUAUGGAGUGAAGGAUGGACACACCCACGAUCACAAGAGCCAAUGGGAGCACCGCGAUGGAGAUCACGUGAAGGGACAAUACACUCUAGAUGAAGCCGAUGGAACUCACCGUAUUGUUGACUAUAGCUCGGAUCACAAGACUGGAUUCCAGCCUCAUGUUAAACGCGUUGGCCAUGCUCAUCAUCCACAUGGAGAGAGCUACGCCAAUAUCGAUCAGCACUAUUAG
Molecule: messenger RNA, 315 nt
Organism: Aedes aegypti (yellow fever mosquito)
Lineage: Eukaryota; Metazoa; Arthropoda; Insecta; Diptera; Culicidae
Product: cuticle protein 19
Exons: 2
Coding region: 1-315 (104 amino acids)
Cellular component (GO): extracellular matrix
Source: RefSeq, a predicted model, not a curated record